This is a messenger RNA of Yarrowia lipolytica CLIB122, 1626 nucleotides long. RefSeq lists its product as uncharacterized. Gene Ontology annotation, cellular component: mitochondrion. NCBI's taxonomy places the organism in Eukaryota, Fungi, Ascomycota, Dipodascomycetes, Dipodascales. The record is from RefSeq and is a predicted model, not a curated record. Gene Ontology annotation, molecular function: catalytic activity; FAD binding.
AUGAUGCAAUCUGCCGGUAAACGAUUGGUGUCCCGGGUUGCCCUGCGGGGUGCUCGACACUCCAUUGCCAAGAGCGCCACCCAGCUCUCUGCCAAGCCCCUGGCUCUGGCUAAGGCUGUACCUUCCGCUCGAUCUGUUCACACCACUGCUCCUGCUCUUCAGGUCAAGCAGACUGCCGAGUGGUACAGGACUGAGACCCGAGGCGACUAUGCUCGACUCAGCGAGGCCGACAUUGAGCAUUUCAAGACCAUUCUGCCCGAAAACGGUCUGGUGACCGACGUAGAGGACAUUGAGAUGUUCAACACUGACUGGAUGCGAAAGUUCCGUGGACAGACUCAGCUGGUGCUCAAGCCUACUUCUGCCGAGCAGGUGUCCAAGAUUCUGUCGUACUGCAACGACAAGAAACUGGCGGUGGUGCCCCAGGGAGGAAACACCGGUCUGGUGGGUGGAUCUGUGCCUCUGUACGAUGAGAUCAUCCUGUCGCUUAGCAACAUGAACAAGGUACGGUCCUUUGACAAUGUUUCUGGAAUCCUUGUUGCUGAUGCUGGCGUCAUUCUCGAGGCUGCAGACAUGUAUCUGGCCGAACAGGGCUUCAUGUUCCCUCUGGAUCUGGGAGCCAAAGGCUCGUGUCACAUUGGAGGAAACGUGGCCACCAACGCCGGAGGUCUGCGUCUUCUGCGAUACGGCUCUCUUCACGGCUCCGUCCUCGGUCUCGAGGUUGUGCUUGCCAACGGAAAGGUUGUCAACAUGCUGUCCAAGCUGCGAAAGGACAACACUGGCUACGAUCUCAAGCAGCUCUUCAUUGGCUCCGAGGGUACUCUUGGUGUGAUUACCGCCGUCUCUAUUCUGUGUCCCCAGCGACCUGCUGCCAAGAAUGUGGCAUACCUGGCCGUUGAAUCGUACGAGAAGGUCCAGCAGGCCUUCAUUGCCGCCAAGAAGGAUCUCGGUGAGAUUCUGUCUGCGUUUGAGCUCAUGGACGGCCGAUCUCAGGGCUGGGUCCAGCAGCAUUGCGACCUGACCCGACCGGUCGACACUGAGAGCCCCUUCUUCAUUCUCAUUGAGACCGCCGGCUCCAACAAGGAGCAUGAUGAUGCCAAGCUCGAGGCUUUCCUGGAGGACGUGAUGGAGCAGGAGAUUGUCUGCGACGGAGUGGUUGCCAGCGACGAGACUCAGUUCCAGAACCUGUGGGCAUGGAGAGAGCGAAUUACCGAGGUCAUUGGCAAGGAGGGUGGUGUCUACAAGUACGACAUUUCUAUUCCUCUGCCCCAGCUGUACAACAUUGUCGACGACCUGCGAGCCGUUUUCGAGAGCAAGGACAUGAUCUCCAAGACGGACGCAUCCAAGCCCGUGGUUGAUGUCAUUGGUUACGGCCAUGUUGGAGACGGUAACCUGCAUUUGAACAUUAUGACUCGAGAGUACUCUGAGCGAAUUUCUCAGGUCCUCGAGCCCUGGAUCUACGAGUGGGUAUCCAAGGUCCACGGCUCCAUCUCUGCCGAGCACGGUCUUGGUCUCAUCAAGAAGCAUUUCAUCCAGUACUCCAAGGACGAGGACAAUGUCUAUCUGAUGAAGCAGCUCAAGAACGCCUAUGACCCUAACCACAUUCUCAACCCCUACAAGUACAUUUAA